This is a messenger RNA of Talaromyces atroroseus, 579 nucleotides long. RefSeq lists its product as hypothetical. The transcript has 3 exons. The coding region runs from base 1 to 579 and encodes 192 amino acids. The record is from RefSeq and is a predicted model, not a curated record. Lineage: Eukaryota; Fungi; Ascomycota; Eurotiomycetes; Eurotiales; Trichocomaceae.
AUGUGUGCAUACGACCCUUGGGACUACAACUGGGAGGGCAACCGCUUUAGACACAAAGGGGUCCAAUACGUGAUUGAGGAGCAGCUUACCGAGGAAGAAAACGUUGAACUGGCACAGAGGCAUGUCUUGACUCUAGCACAUGAAAUAGAAAGUGGACGCCAAUUCAUGCUAAAGCUGAGUUACGACCUGGAUCCUGAGGAGUUCGACAUUGAAGACGAGGACGAGCACGAAGAAAUGGUUUGCGAUUACUCGGGAUUUGAAGCAGACUUGGUCAAUUUUCUGCACGGAAUUGGCCACGAACCAAAACUUUUGGAUGCCUAUGGCUAUCUACAAGGAGAAAACCACCCAUACGAGAGCGGUGCUAUCUACUUCAUUGCAAUGGAGUGUGUUCCUGGAGAGAACGUUGAUGAGAUUAGAGACGAGCUUACAAAAGAGGAGCUUCAAAGUAUUAGGAGGCAACUUGCUUACAUUUUGAAUGAGAUGGCGAAGAUUAAUAGAUGCUUCGCGAAUGAAGACCCAGCGUGCUUGCGAUAUGACAGAAGGGCCGACAAACUGUACGUCGUCGACCUUACGCAUUGA